Molecule: messenger RNA, 3078 nt
Organism: Pocillopora meandrina
Lineage: Eukaryota; Metazoa; Cnidaria; Anthozoa; Scleractinia; Pocilloporidae
Source: the annotation of a GenBank genome assembly
CCCUUUUCUAAAAUUAGAUUUUCCUUCUCUAACGUCAUUCUACUUCACAUGAUCAGGGUGUGGAGAUCUUUAGGGCUCUGAUUGGCUGUUGCUAUGACAAUUCUGACGUCCAAAUUUCGCUGAUUGGCUUUCCGCGAAGGAAUAAAUUUUCAACACUCGUCAGUACCAUUUCAAUCUAGUGGGUAAAAUUGAAAGGAAGGUUCUACGGAAAGGCCAUAACGUUCUUCCUAUUGCUGUGCACAAAACUGUAAGAAUAGUUUGGUUAAAGGAGAUUGGACCUUAGAGUGGAGUAAAACUUACGAGAAGAGAUAAGUUGACGAUUAGCAGCAUUGCGAUUCGUAAGGGAAACAGAGCUAUAAAGUGAAGAUGACGUUCGGGACACAAGUGACACAAAGCGAUCGCAUUUCACCGAAUAAAGACAGCAUCCAUCACAAAAAUAACUCGAAGAAGAACACAAGAUUUCGGAACGACCGUUCCGUUAAAGUGAAAUCAGUUCAGGAGCCUGCUUCCGUUGUAUUAGAUUCAGGACUCGCGACUACUGUCAACAUACCACGUCGACGACGAAGCGAAAACAGUAGCGACACGGCGCUCAUUCCAUAUGCGGGGCCAAAAUUUAGCAGUCCACCUCAUCCAAGUGUUCUUCCCAAACCGCCAUCACACUGGAUAUCGUCUCCCAUCCACAAUCUCGACGGAGAUUUUGCGGCGAUGUCGCAACAUCUUAGAAUGCUGCUUCGAGUAGAGUCAUAGUGAGCUUUCUCAAAGACAAAGACGGCUAACGAAAGUAAAAGCUAUUCUAGUGUAUAUAUCAAGACCGAGACGUCAUAGCAAAUUUGUAGAUUUUGUACAAAUUUGUAUAUUUGUAAAUAAGAGAAAAUUUAUCAUACGUUCUAAUUUUUAAAUUGUUUUAGUUUCGAGUUUACAACAUCUUAGCUAUAUUGACGUGUAAAAUUCAUUUUGCUUUGUUUCAAUUUUGGUAAUUUGUUCAUGUCUGAUCGACUCAAAUGAAUUUUUUCUUAGCCUUUCUGACACAGGUAGAAAGUAAAAAUUUUCGUUAGGUUUUGGAACGUUUCAACCUUAGGAUGGUGCAGAAAGUAGUGAUAAUAUGUUAAGUAGUAAGUAAGGAAAAUCGGAUAUUUUAAACUGGAAAGUUGACGAAACAAAAAUAGAUAUGAUAGGACUUGUAAGACUCGCUCAACAACAGACUGAUUGAAGAGAAGAAAGAACUGAUCGACGUAUUUCCACGUAGAGGAAGUGUGAAGUGCCAACAAAUGGAUUCAUCUCCUUCGCUAGAUCUUGAACCAAAGACAAAAAUACUGGACUGCUUGGACACCCAUAGCUAAAAACUCACAACUACAAGAAAUCAAAGACUGAAGCCAGCAAGACUGAAGAAAGAAGACUGCGACACAAUUAUUCAGACAAGACAACAACGACAACACACCGGCCCUAUUCAGGGCCACCCAAAUCUGAAAAAGUCAUAACCAAUAGUGAGAUAUUUUGUGCAGUCGAUUCUUAUCAAUGCACAAUAUUCAUGCUCGUACUCCUCUUUCUCUUUAACUCUCUCUUACUUUAAUGGCUCCAUGUCAAUCAACUUCAGUCCAUUCUCCUCCCCAGUGUAACUUAAUAUUUUUUUAUCAUAGUCAUGACAGUAUUUAAAUUAUAAACUGUCACUAGUGUCAUUUUAACAUGUCCAGACUUGCAAGACCAUUGCGUAGUUUUCUCACCCAGACAGACAAUUUUAGCUGUUCAAGGUGUCAAGAUUGACAUAAAAGCCAAAAAAUAGAAACAAUACAAACUUCUACCAAACCUUAAUUAAGGAUUUGAAUAGAAUUCAUGGACCCCAUCCAAAAUUCAGCUCUGUGAGUGCUUAUUAAGAUAAGCCAUUUCCUGUUUGAAGUCAAAGUUCGUCAAGCUAACUUAAAAUUCCCUCCUGUCAAAUGUCUACAAAGGAACCUUGAAGGCAAAUAACCUUUCAUUCCUCAUGGAAUGCAGAACAUUAUAACUGAGAAUUGAAUCUGCUUUGGUAAGCAUAUCUAACACUUUGAAAUUCAACAUUUUUUCAUUGUCAUCAAUUCCAAAGGAAAGGCGGAAAAUGAAAAAUUCUUACCAUUAGUUAAAAGAGUGAGCAUUGCACGAGGUGCUUAAUUAAACCUAAAUUCUGUCAUUACAACAAAUUUUACUUAUAAUGGAUACACAUGCCAACCUUCUAUUAUCACAUUCUCAAAUUUCCAUUUACUAACACAAACUGACUUUACUUUUCUAGUUGAAUACUGCUCUAUGAAAUGUGUAGUCUUUUUUAAAAUGCCAAUUGCAUUUUAGCUGAGUUAGCUGACAGACUAUUGCCUUGCAUAUAAUUGGCCAAUGAGUACUUCAGCAGGGAGGUCUUUUGCCCCAAAUCUUUCACAUUCAGUUGUUCACCUUUGCUCAGGCAAUCACAGAGUAAAAUUAAACUGACUUCCAAGCAAUUCCAGAUUAAUCCUUGCACUUCAUUAACACUGCUCUGGCAAAAACUUGCCACUCUUCUGUUCAACUGCUCCACAAGGCUUUGUUUUGUUACCAUUUCCCUGUUACUAGCAACCUUGCCACUUGCUUGGCUGAACUUUGCUUUGAAGGGGGAGGAAGGAAAAGGUUCAGACCUUGCCAAAAUCUAAUAGCAACACCUUACACUAUUAAGAAAAAAAAGUGUAUCUACUUGCCUAGUAGCCCUAACAUUUACAGUACACUUCAAAUCAAUAAAAGCAAAACAUAUGAUUUCUUAGUCCAAUCUAAAAUUUCAGAGUCCAGCUCUCAAAGAAACCAAGAGUAAAUGAUUCUUUUAACUCCCAAAAGUGAUUAACAUGUUGCUUCUCCCUGUAAUAGCUAUACAUUAUCCAGCAAAAAGGUUAUAAAAAUACUUAAACUUAUCAGGUAGAGGUUGUUAUCUUGAUAUAAUAUCAAAUUCUCACAACUAAGUUAUGAGAAAAUGUGUGGCAGCUAGAGGGGAGAAUUAACAAUCAGAUUGUGGGAGUUAAAGGGUGAAGGCAGGCCUUGAAACCACCAAGAAGUGGGAUGGUUUCUUUGAGACUCUUAGUGUAACCUGGU